UCAGCGUUCUGGAAAGCCCUCCCUUUUUUAUUUUUUUUUUGGGUGUUUUUUGUUCGCUUUCUUUCUCCAAUAACCUUAUUGGAGAGAGCCUCAUCAUCUUUUGGAGCCGGACACCAAGCGCCCUCCCAAAAACUUCUUCUCUGCUCCGGAGCUCCACCGCUCCAACCCCCCCUCUUCCCCCAGAGAAAACACUCGCCCUCCAAAACAAACUCCCUUCCUCUAUCCUGCAAAUCAUUCCCUACUCAAUAGUCGCUAAUAGAGUUCAGGAGAAUAAAUGGCUAUCGUACCUUGUGGAAGUACAUGGAUGGCUCGGUGUGGAGUUCAGCCUCAAAUAGUUGCUCGAUUCACUGUUACAAACAAACUAUCUUUGCCUCCAGAUUGUGUUGCAAGCCGGAGUAAAGUAUUGGCAUCACCAAGUUCAACCUUUUUUUCUCAACGUCCAUUGCAUGUACUUUUCAACUCAGGGUUGUGCAAGGAUUCACGUCAGAAAAGGGGAGCUCGAUUUGCAGUUAGAGCUCAACAAGAUUAUUAUUCUGUCCUCGGUGUGUCAAAAAAUGCCAGCAAAUCAGAAAUCAAAAGUGCAUAUAGGAAGCUUGCCAGAAGUUACCAUCCGGAUGUGAACAAAGAACCUGGAGCAGAACAGAAAUUCAAAGAGAUCAGCAAUGCUUAUGAGGUUUUGUCAGAUGAUGAGAAACGUUCCAUUUACGACAGGUAUGGGGAGGCAGGGCUUAAAGGUUCUAUGGGCAUGGGGGAUUUCAGCAACCCCUUUGAUCUAUUUGAGUCCUUGUUUGAUGGCCUCGGUGGUAUGGGUAUGGGUGCCAGAGGCUCUAGGAACCGGGCCACUGAAGGCGAAGACCAGGUGUACAAUCUAGUUUUAGAUUUCAAAGAAGCCAUCUUUGGGGUUGAAAAGGAGAUUGAAAUAAUGCGGCUUGAGAACUGUGGCACCUGCGAUGGGUCAGGUGCAAAACCAGGGACCAGAACUGCUAAAUGUAGUGCAUGCGGGGGCCAAGGACAGGUUGUCUCAUCUGCAAGGACCCCGCUUGGUGUGUUCCAGCAAAUAAUGCCAUGCUCUGCUUGUGGUGGUGCUGGAGAGACCUCCACGCCAUGCAACACAUGUGGCGGUGAUGGUCGUGUGAGGAAGUCGAAGCGGAUUAGCUUGAAAGUCCCUGCUGGGGUUGAUUCUGGGAGCCGGUUACGGGUUCGAUCAGAAGGUAACGCUGGAAGGAGAGGGGGACCCCCUGGGGAUCUUUUUGUUAUUAUAGAAGUUCGUCCAGAUCCUGUACUGAAGCGCGAUGAUACAAAUAUUCUCUACACUUGCAAGGUGACCUACAUUGAUGCUAUUCUGGGGACGACUCUCAAGGUCCCUACUGUAGAUGGAAUGGUUGAUCUUAAGGUUCCAUCUGGAACUCAGCCAGGGACAACCUUGGUAAUGGCGAAAAAGGGUGUGCCUUUCUUAAACAAAAGCAACAUGAGGGGUGAUCAGCUUGUCAGGGUGCAAGUUGAGAUUCCGAAGCGGCUGAGCGGAGAAGAGAGGAAGCUAAUUGAAGAACUUGCCAAUCUAAACAAGGCCAAAGCCCCCAACAGUAGAAGAUAGUGGAGGAAGAAUGGUUUUGUCCGCUGGCCAAAAGGGCCAGCACGUUUCAUCCCUCAGUUCUACGAUUGAGUUGUGAUGUUUAGGCAUUUUUUGACAUGGUUUCUUCUAUCUCAGCCAACAGGCAACCGCUUUUAGUCCUAGGGAAAAAUUUUUGGCGAUUAAAAUUUUGUAUUGUGUAUUAUACUAACGAUUAAGGAAAGGGAAAAAAAAGUUAGAGAGAGGGAUUUUCUGUUUCUUUUUACCCCUUUAUAAUGUAAGUGGACUAAUUAUUUACAUGCAGUGUAAUUUUGUGCAGUAAUUUACUAC
Coffea arabica (coffee) is the source of this 1900-nucleotide messenger RNA. Its product is annotated as chaperone protein dnaJ A7A, chloroplastic. Gene Ontology annotation, biological process: protein refolding; response to heat. NCBI's taxonomy places the organism in Eukaryota, Viridiplantae, Streptophyta, Magnoliopsida, Gentianales, Rubiaceae. Gene Ontology annotation, molecular function: ATP binding; heat shock protein binding. The record is from RefSeq and is a predicted model, not a curated record. Gene Ontology annotation, cellular component: cytoplasm; chloroplast thylakoid membrane.